Messenger RNA from Lottia gigantea (owl limpet), 821 nucleotides. RefSeq lists its product as hypothetical. Gene Ontology annotation, cellular component: intracellular anatomical structure. The transcript has 5 exons. Lineage: Eukaryota; Metazoa; Mollusca; Gastropoda; Lottiidae. The coding region runs from base 60 to 572 and encodes 170 amino acids. The record is from RefSeq and is a predicted model, not a curated record.
AUCGGCUAGUGAGCAGUAAAUUCAACGUGUCAGCUUGCUACCCAGGAAAAUAAUCCAAGAUGUCUGCUGAAGAUAGAGAAGUCUUUAAGAAAAUAUUAAACUUAGAGCCCCACCCUGAGGGAAAUUUAUUUGCCAUAAAAUGGAUCGGUGACCGAAAAGUGAACUUUGUGGAAAAAACUCAACACGAUGGUCCUAGAAAUGUUGGUUCCAGCAUCAACACUCUUCUGACAACUCCAGACUUUAUCUCCUGGCAUAGAGUCUUGUCUGAUGAGAUUUAUUUCUGGCAUUCUGGUGGGGUGAUGAAGGUUCAUUUUAUAGGUAAAGACGGUCGUCAUGAAUUCCAAAUCCUGGGUGAUGUAUUAAAGAAUAAUGCAGCACAAUAUCAAGUGGUGAUUCCACAUGAUGUCUGGUACGCAGCCGAGGUCAUUGAGGGCGAACAUGUUUUAUUCAGCGCCGUAGUAAUGCCAGGAUUUGAGUUUAAAGACUGGAUUGCGGGCGAUCGAGGGGCCAUGAUAGCCGAGUUUCCACAACACAGGGACCUGAUAACUAGAUUAACUAAAAAUAGCGUUUAAUCAAGGCCCUGUUAUGUUUAUAAUCCGGAUUGGCCAGGUGUAGAAAUGAGCUAAUCUAUAAACCAUUAUUUAAGGUUAUUUAUUCCCUUUUACCUCGUUUCCAUUCUUUUUACGUCGUUUUAAGACAAAUUUUACGUCCAUAUGGAAAGUGACUUCGCUAUUUUUUUAAAGACUCUACGAGUCGUGGAAAAUGAAAUGCUCACUAAGGGACGAGUUUAUUCAUUGUAAUAAAGAAUAUUUUCUCAAUUU